AUCCCAGAUUCAUCAGUGCUCACCUGAUACCUGAGAGUGACAAUCCAGAAGAUGACAAAAUCUAUUUCUUCUUCCGCGAAAACGCCAUUGAUGGAGAGCACACUGGGAAAGCUACUCAUGCCAGGAUAGGGCAGAUCUGCAAGAAUGACUUUGGUGGACACAGGAGCCUUGUUAACAAAUGGACAACUUUCCUCAAAGCACGUCUGAUUUGCUCUGUGCCAGGACCCAAUGGCAUUGACACACACUUUGACGAGCUACAGGAUGUGUUCCUAAUGAACUCAAAAGACCCUAAAAAUCCAAUAGUCUAUGGAGUGUUUACAACUUCCAGCAACAUCUUCAAGGGCUCAGCAGUGUGUAUGUACAGCAUGACUGAUGUCAGGAGAGUAUUUCUUGGUCCCUAUGCCCACAGGGAUGGCCCCAACUACCAGUGGGUUCCCUACCAAGGGAGAGUGCCAUAUCCACGGCCAGGAACUUGUCCCAGUAAAACAUUUGGAGGUUUUGAUUCCACCAAGGACCUUCCUGAUGAAGUCAUAACGUUUGCCAGGAGCCAUCCAGCCAUGUACAACCCAGUAUUCCCCAUCAACAACAGGCCAAUCAUGAUCAAAACAGACGUGGAUUACCAGUUCACGCAGAUUGUAGUCGAUCGAGUCGACGCCGAGGAUGGGCAAUACGAUGUGAUGUUCAUUGGCACAGAUAUUGGAACAGUUCUUAAAGUGGUUUCAAUUCCUAAAGAGACUUGGCACGAACUAGAGGAAGUCUUGCUGGAAGAAAUGACAGUCUUUCGGGAACCCACCGUUAUUUCAGCAAUGAAGAUUUCCACAAAGCAG
This is a messenger RNA of Acanthisitta chloris (rifleman), 827 nucleotides long. Its product is annotated as semaphorin-3A. The record is from RefSeq and is a predicted model, not a curated record. Gene Ontology annotation, molecular function: semaphorin receptor binding; chemorepellent activity; neuropilin binding. Gene Ontology annotation, biological process: negative regulation of axon extension involved in axon guidance; positive regulation of neuron migration; negative chemotaxis. The transcript is spliced from 7 exons. The annotation marks the transcript as partial. Lineage: Eukaryota; Metazoa; Chordata; Aves; Passeriformes; Acanthisittidae.